Molecule: messenger RNA, 2282 nt
Organism: Drosophila busckii
Lineage: Eukaryota; Metazoa; Arthropoda; Insecta; Diptera; Drosophilidae
Exons: 1
Coding region: 99-2171 (690 amino acids)
Source: RefSeq, a predicted model, not a curated record
UUAAAUUAUUUCAAUGUACAUGUGGUUCAGAAGUAUACACAAACAUCUACACCUACACACGCAUACACACAUACAGACCGUACACAUACAUUUGCAAAAUGUCACACAGAUCGCGUAUGUUGUCUGUGAUAACGGCCGUCGAGCUAGAGAAGAAUCCAUCCUAUGAGAACACGCUGUCGCUGAGCUCCACAUCCACAGAGAUAUUCUAUCGCGCCUCUGGCCAACUCAAGGAGGUGACCUCACAGGAUGGCAAGGCGAUUGUGGAUGACAUAAUCGGUGCCAUGUUUGCCGCUCGAGCUGGAGUGGCAAAGCUCUCCAGCUCCACCUGUGAACUGGAUUCAGGCUACAGGGAAUGCGAGGACAUGGACAGGCGCCUCAAGCUCUGGCAGGAUACACUGCGUGCACGCGAGCGCAUGCAGCAUAGGAUCAACAAAAAGACGGGCAAAAUGCCUGGAGAAAUGCUCAUCAAUUUGCCCGCCAGCUUGGAGCAGCGCGACAAGGGCACGAUUAAUCGCCUGAUGGACUAUGCGCAACGCAUGAAUCCUGUGACGCUGUCGGAAAAGAAGGGCACAGAGCUGCCCAGGCGUCUGGAUAUGGAGCAGUGUAUGGAGCUGCAUGCGGUGCAGGAGACUUUGCCGAAGGCGGAGCAAGCUGCACAGGUGCAGGUGGAGAUUAGUGGCUUGACUAAGGCUACGAUGGCAGAGAUAAUGCCGGAUGUGGAGGUGAAUAAGUUGACGGGCAAGCGUGGCAAGUGGAUCACCUCGAAUGUGCUGAAGCAACGCAUUGAGCAGCAGGCAGAGGAUAUGGAUCGCGUGCUCGAUUAUUUUCCCGAUACGCAAAACCUGGAGGUGGUGGGCAACAAUAUGCUGGCCGCAAACAACAUGCAACAUGUCGAGGACAUUGACUUGAUUGUAAACUCUUCGCUGUACUCCAUAAGCAGCAGCACGAUAAGUUGCAUUGAGGAGCAGCUGCCGGAAGAGACCGUCAAAUCAGAGCCACAGGCGCUGCAGAGCCACAACUUGGGUCUCAAGAUCAACAAUGUAAUCUUUACCGAUCGUGAGCGUCGCACCACCAACGAACUAGAGCUGCAGAUUGACUUUGAGUGUGCGCCGUAUGAGAAGCAGCUGAAGGAGAUGCUGCGCCUGGAGAAUGUUGGCAGGUGCGUCAUCAUCUGCGAGUGGCAGAAUUUGAGCAAACGAGCCACAAGUUUCAUGGAUAUCACGGAUGACAGCUUUCUGCUCGAGUGCAAUCCCAUUACGCUCUUCCCGGGCGAUGUGCACAUCCCCAGGGCGCUCUUCCAGCCUCACAUGGUGGGUCUGCACAAUCGACGCAUUGAGCUGCGCAUCUUUCCCAACAUAUUCUGUCAUCGCAACGAGGGCAUCGUUCUGCGGCUGCAAGCCAAGUGCGUGCCACAUGCGGACUAUGCGCACAAGCUGGACAAACAAACACUCGGGCUCAUCGAUAAGGCCAACCAGCAGUCGAUGGAUCGACUGACUGCCAGGCAGGCCGAGCUGGCUGUUGUGGCGAAGCCUCAGGAGCUGCUGUGCCCCUAUGAGCGGCUGUUCGAUGAGCGUGAGGUCUUCAAUGCUGAGAAUGCGGGCUACAAGUGCGAGCGCUUUGACGAUUUGCUUGCCCUGCGGCGUUUGUAUAACACCGUUAAGCUGCCACGUGAGCCGGAGUGGGAUUGGCGCUUGGACACACUCAAGCAGCACAUCCUACGCCUGCCCGAUGCCUUGCAACGCGAGCAGUACUUUGAGCUAAUGCUGCAAGUGCAGAGCACACUUAAGUGCAGCGCUGCUGGCGAUUUCGCUCACUAUGAGCACAACAGGGAGCGGGAACGCUCACGCUUCAUUUACGUGCGCGGCUGCAUUGGCAACGGCAUCGAGGAGUGGGAGCAGCUUAUGCUGACCAUAGAGCAGAACGCCUACAAGUCGGAGCUGGCGCGCUUUCAAGCCCAAGAGCCUCAGGUCAGCGAGGAGGACGAGGAUGCUGCACCACAACUCAAGCCUUGGUGGCGACAGCUGCGUCUACAAAAUCCCGAACUGUAUGUUUUGAAGAAGCUGCGCAGCAACAAAUUCUACCGAGACUCGCUCUAUAUGCAGACCUAUUCGCAUCUCUGUGACUUGGCGGAGAACAUAGUGUCGGUCAUCGAGAGCACCGAAUUCAUUUAAACAUCCAAUUUUUAUAUACGCCUUUAAUUCGUUAGUUAUCGCGCUAAAUUUAUACGUUGUCGUUGAGCUUAGUUUUUGCAGUCAUUGGGUAAAUCGUAACUUAAAUUAAUG